This is a messenger RNA of Eucalyptus grandis, 1949 nucleotides long. Its product is annotated as beta-fructofuranosidase, insoluble isoenzyme CWINV1. Gene Ontology annotation, biological process: carbohydrate metabolic process. NCBI's taxonomy places the organism in Eukaryota, Viridiplantae, Streptophyta, Magnoliopsida, Myrtales, Myrtaceae. The transcript has 7 exons. The record is from RefSeq and is a predicted model, not a curated record. Gene Ontology annotation, molecular function: hydrolase activity, hydrolyzing O-glycosyl compounds. Bases 68 to 1804 code for a protein of 578 amino acids.
GACGCGACUAUGGUGGUAUCUUGCGUUGCCUGCUAAAUUUCGACGGUUGCACAAGAUACACCGCAACAUGGCCAAACUCAGCUCUCUUCUCCAUCUUCUUGCUGCUUCUGUUGUUCUUGCCAUCUCCGUCCUCCUUGGCCAUGGCGUCCUCCAUGUUGGAGCCUCUCGCAGUGUCCACAGGAAUUUGCAGACCACUGUUGAGUCCACCUCUGCGAUGCAGCCUUACAGGACAUCUUAUCAUUUCCAACCUCCCAGCAACUGGAUGAAUGAUCCAAAUGGGCCGAUGAUUUACAAGGGCAUAUACCAUCUGUUUUACCAAUACAACCCGAAAGGCGCGAUCCCGGGCAACAUCGUCUGGGCCCAUUCCACGUCGACGGACCUUGUGAACUGGACCCCACACGUCCCUGCCAUCGUCCCAUCUGAGGAAUACGACGUCAAUGGCUGCUGGUCGGGGUCGGCCACCAUCCUCCAGGAGCACAAGCCGGCCAUCCUGUACACCGGAGUUAACCGCCAGAACCAGCAGGUCCAAAACCUGGCGGUGCCCAAGAAUUUAUCAGACCCGUAUCUGAUAGAAUGGGUGAAGUCACCCCAAAAUCCUCUGAUGGAACCCACGGCCAUCAACAUGAUCAGUCCAGACUCAUUCAGAGACCCCACCACUGCAUGGGUGGGCCCUGAUGGGGGGUGGAGGGUGAUCAUCGGGAGCCGAAGCAACAGGACGGGAAUGGCCAUUUUGUACAGAAGCGAAGACUUUGUUAACUGGACCAAGGCUGGGCACCCGCUUUACUCUGCCAAUGACACUGGGAUGUGGGAGUGCCCAGAUUUUUUCCCCGUCUCUGCGCAAGCCCCCGUUGGCUUGGACACCUCCAUUAAUGGGCCAAAUGUUAAGCACGUGCUCAAGGUGAGCUACAGUCAGCAGGAUUACUACACUAUUGGGACUUAUAACUCCAUCACGGAUACGUACGUUCCCGUUGAGGGAUCAGUAGAUAGCAACUCGGGGUUGAGAUACGAUUACGGCAAGUAUUAUGCUUCCAAGACCUUCUUCGACAGCAAGAACAACCGGCGGAUCUUGUGGGCUUGGAUCAAAGAGUCGUCGAGUGAAGAUGAUGAUAUCAAUAAAGGAUGGUCUGGAAUCCAGGCCAUUCCGAGGACCCUUUGGCUAGACAAAUCUGGAAAACAGUUAGUGCAGUGGCCCAUAUUGGAAAUAGAGAAGCUACGUACCAACCAAGUAGAUUUGCCCAACCAAUUGAUCGAGGGAGGAGCAAUUCUUGAAGUGUCUGGUAUUACAGCUGCACAGGCAGAUGUGGAGGUCUCAUUUGAAGUAAAGGAGCUCGGGAAGGCAGAAGUGUUAGACCCAACUUGGACCGACCCACAAAUGCUAUGUAGCCGAAAGGGCGCUUCAGUUAAAGGUAGUCUUGGACCAUUUGGAUUGCUGGUCAUGGCUUCAAAAGGACUGCAAGAAUACACAGCAGUUUUCUUCAGAAUUUUCAAAGGCCAGAACAAAUAUGUUGUCCUCAUGUGUAGUGAUCAGAACAGAUCUUCCAUUAACAAUAGCAAUGAUAAGACCACUUAUGGAGCAUUUCUGGAUGUGGACCCUCUUCACGAGAAGCUGUCGUUGAGGACCUUGAUUGAUCAUUCUAUCGUGGAGAGCUUCGGAGGCGGAGGGAAGAGCUGCAUCACGGCCAGGGUAUACCCUGUAUUGGCCGUGGAAGAUGGAACCCACUUGCACGUCUUCAACAAUGGCACUGAGAGUGUUGGAGUGCCGAAGCUGAGUGCUUGGAGCAUGAAGAAAGCUAGAAUCAAUUGAUUAAGACAGGGCAUUUCGAUUAACCGUAAGAGGUGCUGCGUCCAUACCCACCUCAGUAGAUGAAUAAGCAUUCUUCAGCAGAAGAACCUGUAAUGCAAUUAAAUGAACGACUUUCAACACCAUAAAUAAUAAUCCGAAACCAAAU